This is a messenger RNA of Aphidius gifuensis, 3287 nucleotides long. RefSeq lists its product as uncharacterized. Bases 1953 to 2933 code for a protein of 326 amino acids. The transcript has 5 exons. The record is from RefSeq and is a predicted model, not a curated record. NCBI's taxonomy places the organism in Eukaryota, Metazoa, Arthropoda, Insecta, Hymenoptera, Braconidae.
AGUCAAUGCUGGAACGUUGUUACGAAAAGACGUAUUUUAAAUUUAAUCAAUAUAUUUAUUAUAAACAAAAAAAAAAACACUAUUACAUUAUUUUUAUUAUUUUAUAUAUUAAUUAUUUAAUUAAAUUAUCCUUUUCCUUUCCAAGCCUCUUCAUCCCUCGUCCAUUAUUUAAAAUAAUUCGAAACAAAAAAAUACAUAUAGAUUUGUCCUGGAACAGUUUCGAUUUGACUCCAUUUUUUGACCUUAUUAUUAUUGUUAUUAUUAUUAUCAUUUAAAUUAUAUGAAAAAAAAAUUUAAUUAAUUAAAUUUUUCAAAUUAUGUUGACAAUAAAUAGUUAUUGAUUUAUGAUGUGUGUCACAUUUUAUAAAAUGUGAAAUGAAUUAUGACGUCAAUUAUCGAUACAAGGAUUAUUGUUUAUAAAAAAAUAUGUUCGUUAUGAUUUUAACUGUAUAAAUAUCAUUUUUUUUAAAUUAUUAUUAUUUAUAAUAUUGUGAUUAGUUUUAUUUUAAUUUUAUUUAUUAUUAAAGUGAAGUGUAUUCUUAAAAAAGAAAUUUUUUAUUUCGAAAUUUUUGAAGAUAAUACACAUGCAGAUUAACAAAGUGAUAUAUGAUAUUUUUUAAUUGGAUUUAGACAAUACAAGUUUGAGUUAUAAAAAUAAGGAUAAAAAUAAUUAAAAAUAAAAAAAUUUAAAAAAAUUUUUAUUUAAUGAUUUUUUAAAAUAAAUAAUAUACAAUAAAAAUCAUGCUGAAUUAAACUUUUGACCUUCGAACUUAUAUCAAAGAGAAGAGAGGAAUUGAAGAAGAUAAAAUAUUGAAAGUUCUCGAAAGUGUUUGCUCACAUUGGCAUAAUAAUUCUUUCAUAAAAUAACAAAAAAAAAAAAUCUACAUAUAAAUACAUUUAACAAUUAAAAAAAUAAAGAUAAUUAUUUAAAUUAAUAAUAAUAACAUCAAAUAAAAAUCCGUCCUCAAUCAUUUGAAUAAUUUUCUCAAGAAUUGAGUAAAAAAAAAAAGCAAAAUUAAUUUUAUUUCUUUUAUUAUUAUUUAUGUUUUAUUAUUAUUAAAAAUUCAAAAACAUCUGUUUAAAGAUAAUUAUAAAAUAAACAAAAAAAAAAAAAUUCAAAUUAACAUUUCAAUUAAAAAUCUAUAUAUUUUAAUUAAACAAUAAUGCAAAUAAUAAAUUUUAAAAUGAUAAAUGCAUUGUGAUAAAAAUUAUUUGAAAAAAAAAAUAAUAAACAUCAAUAAACAGUAUUAAAAACAAUAAUAAUAAUAAAAAAAGCUCAGUUAUUUAGUGAAUGAUUAAAAGGAAAAAUGUUUGGACUGGAAAAAUAUUUGGAAACAGGAUAAACAAAAAAUCAAAAAUGUAUAUGAUAAAAUUACCAAAAAAAAAAACUUCUUAAUGAUUAUUUAAAAAUGAAGCCAACUAAACGACAAUCGUCAUCUGAUAUAUUUCAUCAAAAAAAAAGAACUAAAAAGAAAUAAAUUGCAGCAAAAAAAAGGUCUUGAAAAUCAAAAAUAAUUAUUUAAAAAACGCAUAUCUUCAUUUCACGAGAUUCAGAAGAGACAUAAAUAUUUAUGAUAAAUAAAAUACAAAAAAAAGUUGAUAAUAAUUUUAUUAAAGACUGAUUAUAAUAAUCAGUAUAUUUUUCAUGGAUUUAAAUAACAUAUCUAAUUUAUUUAUUAAAUCCACAUAUUUUAUUUUAAAUAAUGUGGUUUAAAUUUGGAUAUUUUACAGGUCCAUCAUUUUUCAUAAUGGUGGAUUGGUAUAAAAAAUUUACCUGAGUUUUAUUUUUUUUUUUUUGCUAUAAAUAAUUUUAAGUUUGACAAAAAAAUAAUAAUAAGUGAAUUUUAUUUUUCACAUGGUGUUUUAUUGAUUGAGGAUUAUUUCAAGAGAAUUUGUGGAAUUAAAAGUUUAAUUUGUUUUAAAUAUAUUACAAGUUUUUUUAAGAAGACAGGAUGGGUUGUGGACAAAGUAGAAUUGGAGCAAUAUAUUCGAAAAAUAAAAAAAAUAAAAAUAAUGGAAAAAAAAGCAGUGAUUCUGUUCGUACAGCAUCGAUUGAACAAAAAAAUGCCAAUACCAAGACUAAAACAAACAACAAUGGUAUUGAAAUAACAAGAAAUGAAGAAAAUGGAACAAUUGAUAUUAAAAGUCAAAAAAAAAAAACAAGCAGUGGACCUGGACAUGGACCUCUAUUACAACAAGCUGAGAUGUCAUCGAGCCAAAUAGAUUUUUUUCGUAUGCUUGAUGAAAAAAUUGAAAACGGACCAGAUUAUGAUGAAUCAUUGGAUGCUGUUCAUCGUGCUGAAAGAAUAAGUGAUUUAUUACGUCAAUGGGAAUUAGCAAGUAUGACAUGGUCAAGUGUAACUGAUAUAAAUAAUAUUGAAUAUAUAACAAAAACAGAUGAUCAUGGUAUUGAAUCAAUACGUUAUAUGAGUGCAAAAGAUCGUGAAGGUAUGCGUAAUAUUAUUGGUGGUAGACCAGAAUGUGCACCAGUAUUUGUACGUAAUGCAAAUCGUGUUGAUGGUCUUGAAGAAAUAUUACUACCACCACAAAAUAUGCCACGACAUGUUUUAGAAUCAAUAAGUCAAAGUCCAACACAAACAUUUAAAAAUACAACAUCACCUGGUACAUCACCAACAAAUAAAAAUUAUCAUAAUAAUCAUGAUUAUAAUACACAAAAAUUAAAUAAUAAUUAUUCACAAAAUAAUACAAAUACACAAUUUGUUAAUAAUGAUUAUGUUACACAACAAGCCAUUUAUCGUGAACAAUAUUUACAACAAACUGGUAUUAUAGCAGUACAACCAGCCUAUCAAAGUCCAAAUACAUUAAGAAAUAAUACAAAUUAUGUACAACAAUUUCAAAUGUCAUCAAUACCAACAAAUCAACAACAUUUUAAUGGACGUAAACGUGCAUUUGAUACUGCACAAAUGACGUGACCGGUAAUUUAUUAUCGGUUUACGAGAUAAAUAGACUGAUGUACUGUUUUUUUUUUUUUUCCCAAUUUUUUUAAUUGUUUUAAUUUAAAUAAAUAAUAAAAUUAAUUAAUAUAUUGGCUUUUAUCAAAAGAAAAAACACAGUGAAUUAGAUAAAAAUUCAAAUGAAAAAAUAAAAUAUAUGAAAAAUUUUUAGAUAAAUAAUGUAAAACAUUUGUAUAUGUUCAUAAUUUGAGUAUGAUUUGGUCAAUAUAUUUAAGGCCUAAUUAAUGGCUAUUAAUUAAAGUGCCAAAUUUGAACAUUUUUUUUUUUUUAUUGUUUAUAUAUAUUAUAUUGAUGAAUAUUCUUCUGUCACAU